AGCUCAGCUUUCCAUCCCAAACUAUCCCGACUAUCGAUAUCAGCAUGUUCUCUCGUGUCCCUCUCGUUCUCCUCUAUGUCUUGUUCGCGCUCACCGCCCUUGUAGCCUCCACUCCUACUACUACAGUAACAGUGACUGCUCCAGCCACGACCGCCACCCAGCCCGCCAGUCAAUGCAAUACUGGUCCAGUUCAAUGCUGCGACUCCGUUCAAGCGGUAGGGUUCGCUCCCGCAGUCACCACCCUCCUUGGCUUGUUGGGCAUCGUGCUCUCUAGCGUCGACGUUCUCGUCGGUUUGACCUGCAGUCCUCUCAGUGUGGUCGGCGUCGGCUCUGGCGCUACUUGCAGCGCUGAGCCCGUCUGCUGCGAGGACAACAGCUUCAACGGUUUGAUCUCCCUUGGUUGUUCGCCCGUCAACUUGAACCUCUGA
Molecule: messenger RNA, 428 nt
Organism: Serpula lacrymans var. lacrymans S7.9
Lineage: Eukaryota; Fungi; Basidiomycota; Agaricomycetes; Boletales; Serpulaceae
Gene: slh2
Product: hydrophobin
Exons: 4
Coding region: 45-428 (127 amino acids)
Cellular component (GO): fungal-type cell wall
Molecular function (GO): structural constituent of cell wall
Source: RefSeq, a predicted model, not a curated record